UUUUUUUUUUUAAGUUACUGACUGCUGCCCAAUGAUCUAGUUUGUGGGGCGCAAAGAUACGUCGUCGAAGCACACUCGUUUUCUUUAGUCAUGUUUCGUCUGGUUUUGUUUGUACGUCCUCGAUGGGAUUUUCCAACAAGUAUUUACUCAAACGAUGCCUUUUGAUACUGCGUUCCGCUUUCCCAUCGAGCAGGAGCCAGUUGAUAUGGAGGAGGUCUCGGGGGUCCCUUGUCUCGAAGAACGCAGGCUGGUUCUUAUCGGAAAUGCAGGAUCGGGCAAGAGCGCGUGCGGAAACACCAUCUUGGGCCGAAGACAGUUCGUGUCGAAGCUCUGCGCCAGGGCGGUGACCAAGAAAUGCGAGAAUGGGAGCGCUGAUCUUGUGGAGGAUCAUGACCAGAUGGCAAAGAGAAGAGUUACGGUGGUUGACAUGCCAGGCUUCGGAGAUACCGAACUCAGUGUGGAUGAGAUCCAUACAGAAAUCGCUAAAUGUCUGUCUCUUUCUGCUCCUGGUCCACAUGCUUUUCUCUUGGUGAUGCAGAUUGGGCGUUAUACAGAUCAUGAGGAGCAGGCUGUAAUCAAUCUGACCCAAAUAUUUGGAGCUGAUGCUGUCAAACACCACACAGUGGUUCUUUUUACCAAAGGGGAUGAGCUUGACAUUGGGUUUGACGAAUACCUGAGAGAUGCUCCUGCCGCGCUUAAGGGUCUCAUUGACAAGUGUGGGGGAAGGUACCAUGUGUUGGACAAUAAAAACAACGGGAAUGUAGCGCAGGUUACACAACUCUUGGAGAAGGUGGACAGCAUGGUGAAGGAGAGUGAAACUGGGUUUUAUACCAACGCUUUGUUUGAAAAGGCAGAGGCUGCCAUUAGGGCAGAGAAGAAAUUGAUGAUGAAGGAGGAAAAAGAAGUAGCAACCGGUUGCAUAACAGAAACUAAACCUGCUAAACAGAGGAAAUUGGAAUUAGAGGCUGACAACGGGCAAAGUGUGACAGAAGAUGAGGAAAGCCAGGGUAGUGUGGAAAUAGUUGCUGACGUAAAACAAAGUGCGAGGGAUGAGGAAUGCCAGGAUAGUAGAAGCAACAAGGACUCAAGGAAUUUGAGGAAAAAGGCUGCUCUGUCUCCGAGGGUACUGCGGUUGUUGAAGACCAUCGUAGCUGCUGGUGUCACAGGCUUGGCAGUCGGAAUUGCCUUUGGCAUCGCUGCCCCCUUGGUAGCUGCAGGGUCGGCGAGUCUCGUGGGUAACGCUGUCGCCUUGGCUGCAGUUAAGAUGACUGGAAUCUCAGCAGCUGGGGCCGUGGGUAUCGGGAACGCUGUAGGCGCCGUAGCUGCGGUCGCCUCAGGAAAGAUGGCGUUGGCUGUAGGGGCAGGUUUGGGUGGAACUGUGGGCAGUUUAAUUGGCGUCGCGGCUGGUUUAGAGGCGAAGAGUCCGAAGGAGGCCGCUCUGAAGGCUCUUGAGGAUGUCGCUCACGUAGGCUGUGUCGCUCUUGGGGCUGCCGCAGUUGCGGGGGCUGCCAUGGGGGCAGGGGCAGCCCUGAGUGCUGCAGUUGGGGCACAAGGUGCAGCAAGUGCUUCAGUUGGAACUUUACCUGCAGAAACAGGCCCUAUUUGUAGUUCUUCAGCGGGGCCCGCUGUCCAAGCUCCUCCUAACGAAGCAGCAAAACGUCCCAUCCUAGAUGCAGUGACUACCAUAGGGAAGGUUGUAGCAGCGGGUAUCUCAGUAGCUACUAUUGGUGUCAAAGUGGUCAAAAGUAAAACUAAAGACUCAGAAACGACUACUUAUGAGGUUAAUUGGAAAAAAUGAACACAAACAGCAAGCUUCAGAUUUGAUCCAAAAUACACCAAAGACGUGGGCAAAAAUGCUAUACUAGAUUAAGCCUAUACCAGCAGUCGGCAACCCGCGGCUCCGGAGCCUCAUGCGGCUCUUUCAUCCUUAUAAUGCGGCUCUGAUUGGCUUGGGAAAAUAAAUUACUAACAAUUUUUUUUUUGUAUUUAAUUGAAGUGUGUUUUAUUUGUGUUAGUUUUUAUAUUAUUUUAGUUCUAAAUUUGAAGAUUAUUGUGAUCUUGAAAUAUUAAAAUAUUAAUUAAAUUAUUUGAUAUUAUUUUUUUGUCGCUCAAAAUAGACGUCACACUGCGGAAGCGGGUAUACCCGCUGAAACGCCGUCUAUUUUGAGCGACUUUCAAGCCCGGUAAAGCCAAUGGAGAAAUGUAAGAAAAGGAAAAUAGAACAUUCAAUGAUGCCUGGGCAGAUUCAUUUGCAUUUACCUCGGGCGAGAGUGGCCUACCAGUAUGCCUAAUUUGUGGAGAAAAACUGGCUAACAAUAAACGGUCAAAUGUCGCAAGACAUUUUAACAAUACACACAGAGCCUUUGCUGAAAAAUAUCCAGAGGGAGAAGAGAUGAAUUUAAAUUCAGCUUUUUAAUUUAUUUGAAAGAGACAUUCAUUGUUAUUAUUUUUCAAGAAUUCAAAAUGUGUUCAUUAAAUGAAUAAAAUGUAAUUUUCUCUGUAGCACAUGGAUUUCAUAAGAAACAUGCUGCGGUAAAGUAGUAGAAGUUUUUUUUUUUUUUCAUUUUAGAUGUGCGGCUCCCAGUGUUUUCUUUUCCGUGGAAACCGGGUUCAAAUGGCUCUUUCGGUGUCAAAGGUUGCCGACCGCUGGCCUAUACAUAUAAACACUAUGGUAUGCUGUACUGUGUCUUCUCGUGAAGAAUUGGGAGCCACUAUUUGGUGCUGAAAAAAAAAAUGCAUUUGACCUAAUUCAUUUCAUCACGUGUCAACUCGUGGAAAAAAAAUCUUGUCGUUCAACACCAUUAUAAGUGAUCAUAUAGGAUGUUUUAUUUUCUUAUGCUGUGGUUGAGGGUUACACCAUGUUAUCACAUACUGUUGGCUUUUCAACGUUUUAAUGAUUUUUAUAUGAGAUGGAGAACAAAAUGCACAAUAUUGAAAUAUUACAAAUUUUUUCAAUUGUAAAGUGACUGCGAUCCCGUGAUCAUUUUGCACCUCCAAUGUCUACAAAAUAUCAAAAUUGUUUUAAAAAAAUGUAAUGUGUUGGAAUUACAAUGUACUGUCUUGUUUCCAUACAAAUUGUCUCCUUUUUGUGUUGAAUCAUGGCAAAUGAAAAAUAUAUGUGCUUUACAAGCGAUGUGGUCCUCUUUGUAUUCUCGCUACACCACUUUGAACUGUACAAGUACAAAUAUCUUUUACUUUAGUUUCUAAUAUCUUUUAAUUAUAAAAAAAAAUAUUGGGUUGCACAUACACACAUUUAUUGAUUUUUUUUUUUUCCCCUUCUGUGAUUUGUUUUAGUUUUUCCCAAGAACGAAGUAUUGAAACAAUUUUCCCCCCAAACAUAAAGAUGCAUCACCUUCCACACAAAUAAAAAAACUUGUUCCGCUC
This is a messenger RNA of Syngnathoides biaculeatus (alligator pipefish), 3384 nucleotides long. RefSeq names its product GTPase IMAP family member 4-like. The coding region runs from base 155 to 1798 and encodes 547 amino acids. Lineage: Eukaryota; Metazoa; Chordata; Actinopteri; Syngnathiformes; Syngnathidae. The transcript is spliced from 2 exons. Gene Ontology annotation, molecular function: GTP binding. The record is from RefSeq and is a predicted model, not a curated record.